Molecule: messenger RNA, 22103 nt
Organism: Aedes albopictus (Asian tiger mosquito)
Lineage: Eukaryota; Metazoa; Arthropoda; Insecta; Diptera; Culicidae
Exons: 2
Coding region: 13984-18240 (1418 amino acids)
Biological process (GO): DNA integration
Molecular function (GO): nucleic acid binding
Source: RefSeq, a predicted model, not a curated record
UAUUGGUCUAGCUUUCUGGUAUCAUAUUUCAGGAUGACCAGUGGUACCAGAAUAUUUCGCAUAGAUGGGUAAUAAUUUUUUAUAUGGGGAAGAUGUCUGGAGCCCAAAAAUGGUCAUCUGAAAAUCCAAAAUGGCGGACCAAAAUUCAAGAUGGCGGCUGUUUUAUAGGACUUUAGCCUCUAAUACUAUGCAAUCUGGGUAUUUUUGAUAUGGGGAAGUUGUCUGCAGCACAACAAUGGUGAUCUGAAAAUCCAAGAUGGCGGACCAAAAUUCAAGAUGGCAUCUGUUUUAUGGGACUUAAGCCUCUAAUACCAUGCAAUAUGGGUAUUUUUGAUAUGGGGAAGUUGUCUGCAGCACAAAACUGGUGAUCUGAAAAUCCAAGAUGGCGGACCAAAAUUCAAGAUGGCGGCUGUUUUAUGGGACUUAAGCCUCUAAUACCAUGCAAUAUGGGUAUUUUUGAUAUGGGGAAGUUGUCUGCAGCACAAAAAUGGUGAUCUGAAAAUCCAAGAUGGCGGACCAAAAUUCAAGAUGGCGGCUGUUUUAUGGGACUUUAGCCUCUAAUACCAUGCAAUAUGGGUAUAUUUGGUAUGGGGAAGUUGUCUGCAGCACAAAAAUGGUGAUCUGAAAAUCCAAGAUGGCGGACCAAAAUUCAAGAUGGCGGCUGUUUUAUGGGACUUAAGCCUCUAAUACCAUGCAAUAUGGGUAUUUUUGAUAUGGGGAAGUUGUCUGCAGCACAAAACUGGUGAUCUGAAAAUCCAAGAUGGCGGACCAAAAUUCAAGAUGGCGGCUGUUUUAUGGGACUUUAGCCUCUAAUACCAUGCAAUAUGGGUACAGUAAAACCUCCAUGAGUCGAUAUUGAAGGGACCAUCGACUCAAGGAAAUAUCGAGUAGUGGAACAAAAAUCCUUUGGGAAGAUUUUUGAGGGGACCAUCAUAGUAACCAUGAAAUUAUUUUUCAGUAUGGAAAAAUUUACCUCCAUGAGUCGAUAUCGAGUCAAGGAACAUCGACUCAUGGAGGUUCGACUGUAUAUUUGAUAUGGGGAAAUUGUCUGGAGCCCAAAAAUGGUCAUCUGAAAAUACAAAAUGGCGGACCAAAAUUCAAGAUGACGGCUGUUUUAUAGGACUUUAGCCUCUAAUACUAUGCAAUCUGGGUAUUUUUGAUAUGAGGAAGUUGUCUGCAGCACAAAAAUGGUGAUCGGAAAAUCCAAGAUGGCGGACCAAAAUUCAAGAUGGCGGCUGUUUUAUGGGACUUAAGCCUCUAAUACCAUGCAAUAUGGGUAUUUUUGAUAUGGGGAAGUUGUCUGCAGCACAAAAAUGGUGAUCUGAAAAUCCAAGAUGGCGGACCAAAAAUCAAGAUGGCGGCUGUUUUAUGGGACUUAAGCCUCUAAUACCAUGCAAUAUGGGUAUUUUUGAUAUGGGGAAGUUGUCUGCAGCACAAAAAUGGUGAUCUGAAAAUCCAAGAUGGCGGACCAAAGUUCAAGAUGGCGGCUGUUUUAUGGGACUUUAGCCUCUAAUACCAUGCAAUUUGGGUAUAUUUGAUAUGGGGAAGUUGUCUGCAGCACAAAAAUGGUGAUCUGAAAAUCCAAGAUGGCGGACCAAAAUUCAAGAUGGCGGCUGUUUUAUGGGACUUAAGCCUCUAAUACCAUGCAAUAUGGGUAUAUUUGAUAUGGGGAAGUUGUCUGGAGCCCAAAAAUGGUCAUCUGAAAAUCCAAGAUGGCGGACCGAAAUUCAAGAUGGCGGCUGUUUUAUAGGACUUUAGCCUCUAAUACUAUGCAAUCUGGGUAUUUUUGAUAUGGGGAAGUUGUCUGCAGCACAAAAAUGGUGAUCUGAAAAUCCAAGAUGGCGGACCAAAAUUCAAGAUGGCGGCUGUUUUAUGGGACUUAAGCCUCUAAUACCAUGCAAUAUGGGUAUUUUUGAUAUGGGGAAGUUGUCUGCAGCACAAAAAUGGUGAUCUGAAAAUCCAAGAUGGCGGACCAAAAUUCAAGAUGGCGGCUGUUUUAUGGGACUUUAGCCUCUAAUACCAUGCAAUAUGGGUAUUUUUGAUAUGGGGAAGUUGUCUGCAGCACAAAAAUGGUGAUCUGAAAAUCCAAGAUGGCGGACCAAAAUUCAAGAUGGCGGCUGUUUUAUGGGACUUUAGCCUCUAAUACCAUGCAAUAUGGGUAUAUUUGAUAUAGGGAAGUUGUCUGCAGCACAAAAAUGGUGAUCUGAAAAUCCAAGAUGGCGGACCAAAAUUCAAGAUGGCGGCUGUUUUAUGGGACUUUAGCCUCUAAUACCAUGCAAUGUGGGUAUAUAUGAUAUGGGAAAGUUGUCUGGAGCCCAAAAAUGGUCAUCUGAAAAUCCAAGAUGGCGGACCAAAAUUCAAGAUGGCGGCUGUUUUAUGGGACUUUAGCCUCUAAUAAAAAAAAAGAAAUCUGGGUAUUUUUGAUAUGGGGAAGUUGUCUGGAGCCCAAAAAUGGUCAUCUUAAAAUCCAAGAUGGCGGACCAAAAUUCAAGAUGGCGGCUGUUUUAUGGUUCUUUUGUCUCUAAUACCAUGCAAUAUGGGUAUUUUUGAUAUGGGAAAGUUGUCUGGAGCCCAAAAAUGGUCAUCUGAAAAUCCAAGAUGGCGGACCAAAAUUCAAGAUGGCGGCUGUUUUAUGGUUCUUUAGCCUCUAAUACCAUGCAAUAUGGGUAUUUUUGAUAUGGGGAAGUUGUCUGGAGCCCAAAAAUUGUCAUCUGAAAAUCCAAGAUGGCGUACCAAAAUUCAAGAUAUAUAUCGUAUAUAUCGUUAUAAAAACGUUCUAGAAGUAUUUACUCCUGCAAUAUUUAUUGCCGUGAUAUUUUCAAAAUCUUCUGAACAUUGCUUCAUCUAGGACACUUCCACGAGUUCAAUUUUUUUACGAGAAGGGAUUCCUUGAGGUAUCCCAAAGCUCUUGGAGGAAUUCAAGGAUAAAUUGUUUGAUGAAUCUUAGAAAGAAUUCCUGUGGGAAUCUUGGAAUAAAUUUCUGGAGGAAUCUUGGAAUGAAUUCAUGGAGAAAUCCCGGAACGAAAUUCCUGGAGGUAUUCAGGAAGAAAUUCCUGCAGAAAUCCUGGAAGUCCCGAAAAAGUAUUACAGAAGAAAUUCUUGGUGAAGUUUCGGAAGGAAUCUCUGGAGAAAUCUCUGAAAGAGGCCCUGGAAUCUGAUUAGGAACCGCUGAAGAAACUCCUGGAAGAAUCCCUAAGGAAUCCCAGAAAGAAUCCCUGGAGAAAUCUCGGAACCAACACUUAGAAGAAUUUCGGAACUGAAAGAAACUUGAAACUUGAAGAAAUCCCUAAAGCAAGCGAGAGCGCGAAAUGUCUUUCCGCGUAUCCCACAAUUGGCUUCUUUAGCGGUGUUGAGAUAAUUCCAUAUUCUGAAUCUGCAUGCGAAACUGAGCCGAAAUCCAAAUUUUCAUGAAUUUUGGUGCCGGGGAACCUAUUUAAAAAUCAAUUUGAAGUUUGUAUGGGAGCGAUUUGUCGAAUCACCCCUCGUCGCAUUUUGUACUGGGUGAAGCUGUCAAACGGUUACCUAGCUGUCAAAAGGUGAUUUCGAAAAAUCUCUUUGAAAUCGAUUUUAGGUACCAAAAUAAAGUUCUAAAAAUCUGAAAAAAAUCAUAGUGGCUCAGAAAUAGGUGCUCUUUCGUAUAAAGUAAAAAAAUCGAUUCAUUUUUCUUAAUUUAAAAACCCAAUUCGGGUUCACUCAGAAACAAUUGAAUUUGUACAGCCUAUAGGACAAUACAAGCCGCGGUUGCUAAAGAAUCUUUUUUUUCUAAGUUUUUGAUGUUUUGUGACCUUUUUAUUUACGUUCGGACUUCAAGAGAUUUCUUCCAGAAUUUCUCAAGAAGUUCCCGGAAUCCUCCACGAAUUUCAUCCGAGAUUCUCGAAUAGUUUCGUUUAGGAUGUCUCUGGAUUUAUUUUUUUGGGCUUCCAGAUGAUAUUCCUGGAAAUUCUAGCAACUUCACCCAGAAUUUCUCUAAUAGUUCUUCCGGAAAUUGUAUCAGAAAUUCUUACCGAGACUCCUUUAAAAACUCCUUGCAACAAUCCAUAAGGAUUUAUUCCUGGAAUUUCAUACGAGAUUCUUCCCGGAGUAUCUUCUGGAAAUUCUUCAGGAAUUUCUUCUGAAACCCUUCCAGAAAUUCUACAAGAGUGGAUCCGAAUGACAAUAGUUAAAAGAUCCACUUUAAUAAAUAAUAAAUAAAAAAAAUUAAAAAAAUCAUACAAGAUCCCUGACAAGAACUUCAUUCAGUAUUCCCCUAAAAGCUUCUCCGACAUCCCUACAGGAACUUCUUCCGGUUUUUUUUCGGGAGCUACUUCUGAUUCAAGUAUUCCUUCAGGGAUUCCUACAAUAAUUUCACCAGGUUAUCUUUCUGGGAUUUUCCAGGAUUCUUUCGGAAAUUCCUUCCGGGAAUUUCAUCUUGGUGACUGUCAGGAACUUCUUCCGGGAUUCCUCUUAGAGCUUCUUCUAGGAAUUCUUUCAGAAACUGAUUCCGGGAUUUCUUCGAGAACUUUUUCCAGGAAUCAUCUAGGAACUCUUUUUUGGUUUCUACCAAGAGCUCCGUCAGGAAUUCCUGCAGACCCUUCUAGAAUUCUUUCAGAUGUUUGUAAUGGAAAUCCUCCUGGAGUUCAUUAUGAUUUUAUAGGAGUAUUUUGUUUUUGGAAUUCCUCAUGUAGUUUCUGUAGGAUUUCUUGAAUUAACACAGGAAAAAGCAACUUAGUUAUAGCUCCCUCCUAAAGGAAUGCUAGAAUAAGUUGGUGGAGAAACCACGAAAGAAAUACCUGGAAGAGUUUCAGGAAAAAAUACUAAGGUAAUUCUAAAAGUAGUAAUGCUGAAGGAAUCUCGAUAUUAAUUUCUACAGAAAUCCAGAAAUCUCUGGAAGAAUCUCGGGGAACAUCCUGGAACAAUCCUGGCAAGAGCUUUUGACGGAAUCCCAGGCGGAACCUCUCAGAAAAGAAAUCCUGGGCAAACCCCAGAGGAAACUUCUGAAGGAAUCUUAAAUAAACUUCCGAAAUAAUUUCAUUAAGAGCUUACGGAACGGAGCUUACCCCGAACAGAAGACAAUAACUACAGCAUAACCAAAUAUAUUAUUUUGGCAAAAUAACUGAGAAACGAAAAGAGAUAUUUUUGUGUUAUUAACAUAACAUAUUAUGUUAUAAACUUGUCUGUCAUAAGCGGCAAAAUAACAAAAAUCAUAACAAAAAAAUGUUCCUGGAAGACCAAUUGAAUAACACGUUUUGUUUGUUUCAAUAACAACUUAAUAAUAGUGAAUUUGUAAAAUAUUUCAAUAACACAUUUUGAAAUUAACAAGUUAUUGAUAACAAUUUUAAAGCAAAAUGAGUUAUAAGAUCCUAUAAGGUUAAGGGGGGGUUGGGACAAUGUGACAAGCAAUGUGUUAAGUAUAGGAAAACCUCGUAAGAAGUGGGGAGGGGGUCGAUAAUCCCCAAUUUUAGCGUGAAGUACCUACUUAACUUACUCUUCGAUAUAACGUACCCUCGAUAUAGCGUACCCUCGAUAUGGCGAAUUCGAUAUAACGUACAUUUUGCUUCGAUAUAACGUACAACAUUGAAAAAAUUUUUAUUUUCCCACAAAUAACCCUUAGAUAAAUUACGAAAUCAUCCAAAUCAAUGUUUUGUUGCAGCAUUAGCCUUGUGACCCAGAAUUAGCGCAAUUUAAGGAAAAAAAUAGUGUACGUUAUAUCGAAGCAAAAUGUACGUUAUAUCGAAGCACAAAAAACGAAAUGACUUUUUCGUCAAAACUCAAGUUUUUCAUUAUUGGUUUUGUGAAUUUCACCGAAAUCAUUAUUUUGGAAUAAUUUCACGUCGAAUACAUCAAUAGUAGCAUAAAAAAUAUUAAACUUUUCUCUGCUUCGAUAUAACGUACACUUCGAUAUAACGUACAAAGAGAAAACUUUUUUGUACGUUAUAUCGAAGAGUACCUGUAUCGAGGGUACGUACUAUCGAGGUACGCCUGUAGUGCAUAUAUUGCAUGAUUUUAGAAGCUAAAAUCCUAUAAAACAGCCGCCAUCUUGAGUUUUGGUCCGCCAUCUUGGAUUUUCAGAUGACUAUUUUUGGGCUCCAGACAACUUUCCCAUAUCAAAAAUAUCCAUAUUGCAUGGUAUUAGCGGCUAAAGACCCAUAAAACAGCCGCCAUCUUGAAUUUUGGUCCGCCAUCUUGGAUUUUUAAAUCACCAUUUUUGGGCUCCAGACAACUUCCCCAUAUAAAAAUACCCAUAUUGCAUGGUAUUAGAGGCUUAAGUCACAUAAAACAGCCGCCAUCUUGAAUUUUGGUCCGCCAUCUUGGAUUUUCAGAUGACCAUUUUUGGGCUCCAGACAACUUCCCCAUAUCAACAAUACGCUAUUGACUGCUAUAAGAGGCAAAAAUCCCAUGAAACAGCCGCCAUCUUGGAUUUUCAGAUGACCAUUUUUGGGCUCUAAACAACUUUCCCAUAUCAAAACUACCCAUAUUGCAUGGUGUUAGAGGCUUAAAUCCCAUAAAACAGCCGCCAUCUUGAAUUUUGGUCCGCCAUUUUGGAUUUUCAUAUGACCAUUUUUGGGCUCCAGACAACUUUCCCAUAUCAAAUAUACCCAAUUUGCAUGGUAUUAGAGGCUAAAGUCCUAUAAAACAGCCGUCAUCUUGAAUUUUGGUCCGCCAUCUUGGAUUUUCAGACGACCAUUUUUGGGCUCCAGAUAACUUCCCCAUAUCAAAAAUACCCAUAUUGCAUGGUAUUAGAGGCUAAAGUCCUAUAAAACAGCCGCCAUCUUGAAUUUUGGUCCGCCAUCUUGGAUUUUCAGACGACCAUUUUUGGGCUCCAGAUAACUUCCCCAUAUCAAAAAUACCCAUAUUGCAUGGUAUUGGAGGCUAAAGUCCCAUAAAACAGCCGCCAUCUUGAAUUUUGGUCCGCCAUCUUGGAUUUUCAGAUGACCAUUUUUGGGCUCCAGACAACUUCCCCAUAUCAAAAAUACCCAUACUGCAUGGUAUUAGAGGCUAAAGAACCAUAAAACAGCCGCCAUCUUGAAUUUUGGUCCACCAUCUUGGAUUUUCAGAUGACCAUUUUAGGGCUCCAGACAACUUCCCCAUAUCAAAAAUACCCAUAUUGCAUGGUAUUAGAGGCUAAAGUCCUAUAAAACAGCCGCCAUCUUGAAUUUUGGUCCGCCAUCUUGGAUUUUCAGAUGACCAUUUUUGGGCUCCAGACAACUUCCCCAUAUCAAAUAUACCCAAAUUGCAUGGUAUUAGAGGCUAAAGUCCUAUAAAACAGCCGCCAUCUUGAAUUUUGGUCCGCCAUCUUAGAUUUUCAGAUGACCAUUUUUGGGCUCCAGACAACCUUCCCAUAUCAAAUAUACCCAAUUUGCAUGGUAUUAGAGGCUAAAGUCCUAUAAAACAGCCGUCAUCUUGAAUUUUGGUCCGCCAUCUUGGAUUUUCAGACGACCAUUUUUGGGCUCCAGAUAACUUCCCCAUAUCAAAAAUACCCAUAUUGCAUGGUAUUAGAGGCUAAAGUCCCAUAAAACAGCCGCCAUCUUGAAUUUUGGUCCACCAUCUUGGAUUUUCAGAUGACCAUUUUAGGGCUCCAGACAACUUCCCCAUAUCAAAAAUACCCAUAUUGCAUGGUAUUAGAGGCUAAAGUCCUAUAAAACAGCCGCCAUCUUGAAUUUUGGUCCGCCAUCUUGGAUUUUCAGAUGACCAUUUUUGGGCUCCAGACAACUUCCCCAUAUCAAAUAUACCCAAAUUGCAUGGUAUUAGAGGCUAAAGUCCUAUAAAACAGCCACCAUCUUGAAUUUUGGUCCGCCAUCUUAGAUUUUCAGAUGACCAUUUUAGGGCUCCAGACAACUUCCCCAUAUCAAAAAUACCCAUAUUGCAUGGUAUUAGAGGCUAAAGAACCAUAAAACAGCAGUCAUCUUGAAUUUUGGUCCACCAUCUUGGAUUUUCAGAUGACCAUUUUUGGGCUCCAGACAACUUCCCCAUAUCAAAAAUACCCAUAUUGCAUGGUAUUAGAGGCUAAAGUCCUAUAAAACAGCCGCCAUCUUGAAUUUUGGUCCGCCAUCUUGGAUUUUCAGAUGACCAUUUUUGGGCUCCAGACAACUUCCCCAUAUCAAAAAUACCCAUAUUGCAUGGUAUUAGAGGCUAAAGAACCAUAAAACAGCCGUCAUCUUGAAUUUUGGUCCACCAUCUUGGAUUUUCAGAUGACCAUUUUUGGGCUCCAGACAACUUCCCCAUAUCAAAAAUACCCAUAUUGCAUGGUAUUAGAGGCUAAAGUCCUAUAAAACAGCCGCCAUCUUGAAUUUUGGUCCGCCAUCUUGGAUUUUCAGAUCACCAUUUUUGUGCUGCAGACAACUUCCCCAUAUCUAGACGUGUGCGCCGCCGCGCCGCGCCGCGCCGAUGGGAAAUCGGCGUGAAUCGGCGUGCGGCUUCCCAAGUCAACAAGAAUCAAGUAUACUAUAUUUUUUAAACGGGGAUUGGUAAAGGGGUGUUAUACCUAUGCACUGGUGAAAAAAGCUUAUAGUUAUGUUGUUUGAAGCCGAUCCAGGAUGCAUCGGCGUGUCGGCGUGGCAAUCGGCGGCGGCGGCGGCGUGAAAACCGCACGCCGAUCGGCGUAUCCCUUCUCAGAAAGGCUACCAUCAUCAAAACAUGAAAAUUUCUGCAGCACCACAUAGCUAGAUGUCCACUUGUUGUAAUCCAAUCAUUAGAAAGUAGUUAACUUUGUUCAUAAUUGUUUAAGAAGUUCCACGGCGACGCACGCCGAGUUCACGCCGAAUAUUCGGCGCACACGUCUACCCAUAUCAAAUAUACCCAAAUUGCAUGGUAUUAGAGGCUAAAGUCCUAUAAAACAGCCGCCAUCUUGAAUUUUGGUCCGCCAUCUUGGAUUUUCAGAUGACCAUUUUUGGGCUCCAGGCAACUUCCCCUUAUCAAAAAUACCCAUAUUGCAUGGUAUUAGAGGCUAAAGUCCCAUAAAACAGCCGCCAUCUUGAAUUUUGGUCCGCCAUCUUGGAUUUUCAGAUCACCAUUUUUGUGCUGCAGGCAACUUCCCGAUAUCAAAUAUACCCAUAUUGCAUGGUAUUAGAGGCUUAAGUCCUAUAAAACAGCCGCCAUCUUGAAUUUUGGUCCGCCAUCUUGGAUUUUAAGAUGACCAUUUUUGGGCUCCAGACAACUUCCCCAUAUCAAAAAUACCCAAAUUGCAUGGUAUUAGAGGCUAAAGUCCCAUAAAACAGCCGCCAUCUUGAAUUUUGGUCCGCCAUCUUGGAUUUUCAGAUGACCAUUUUUGGGCUCCAGAGAACUUCCCCAUAUCAAAAAUACCCAUAUUGCAUGAUAUUAGAGGUUAAAGUCCCAUAAAACAGCCGCCAUCUUGAAUUUUGGUCCGCCAUCUUGGAUUUUCAGAUCACCAUUUUUGUGCUGCAGGCAACUUCCCCAUAUCAAAUAUACCCAUAUUGCAUGGUAUUAGAGGCUUAAGUCCUGUAAAACAGCCGCUAUCUUGAAUUUUGGUCCGCAAUCUUGGAUUUUAAGAUGACCAUUUUUGGGCUCCAGACAACUUCCCCAUAUCAAAAAUACCCAAAUUGCAUGGUAUUAGAGGCUAAAGUCCCAUAAAACAGCCGCCAUCUUGAAUUUUGGUCCGCCAUCUUGGAUUUUCAGAUGACCAUUUUUGGGCUUCAGACAACUUCCCCAUAUCAAAAAUACCCAUAUUGCAUGGUAUUAGAGGCUAAAGAACCAUAAAACAGCCGCCAUCUUGAAUUUUGGUCCGCCAUCUUGGAUUUUCAGAUGACCAUUUUUGGGCUCCAGACAACUUCCCCAUAUCAAAAAUACCCAAUUUGCAUGGUAUUAGAGGCUAAAGUCCUAUAAAACAGCCGUCAUCUUGAAUUUUGGUCCGCCAUCUUGGAUUUUCAGACGACCAUUUUUGGGCUCCAGAUACCUUCCCCAUAUCAAAAAUACCCAUAUUGCAUGGUCCUCCUCUCCUCUUCUUUGCGUAACGUCCUCACUGGGACAAAGCCUGCUUCUCAGCUUAGUGUUCUAUGAGCACUUCCACAGUUAUUAACUGAGAGCUUCCUCUGCCAAUGACCAUUUUGCAUGUGUAUAUCGUGUGGCAGGCACGAAGAUACUCUAUGCCCAAGGAAGUCAAGUAAAUUUCCUUUACGAAAAGAUCCUGGACCGACCGGGAAUCGAACCCGUCACCCUCAGCAUGGUCAUGCUGAAUACCCGUGCGUUUACCGCCUCGGCUAUAUGGGCCCUAUAUUGCAUGGUAUUAGAGGCUAAAGUCCCAUAAAACAGCCGCCAUCUUGAAUUUUGGUCCGCCAUCUUGGAUUUUCAGAUGACCAGUUUUGGGCUCCAGACAACUUCCCCAUAUCAAAAAUACCCAUAUUGCAUGGUAUUAGAGGCUAAAGAACCAUAAAACAGCCGCCAUCUUGAAUUUUGGUCCACCAUCUUGGAUUUUCAGAUGACCAUUUUUGGGCUCCAGACAACUUCCCCAUAUCAAAAAUACCCAUAUUGCAUGGUAUUAGAGGCUAAAGUCCUAAAAAACAGCCGCCAUCUUGAAUUUUGGUCCGCCAUCUUGGAUUUUCAGAUGACCAUUUUUGGGCUCCAGACAACUUCCCCAUAUCAAAUAUACCCAAAUUGCAUGGUAUUAGAGGCUAAAGUCCUAUAAAACAGCCGCCAUCUUGAAUUUUGGUCAGCCAUCUUAGAUUUUCAGAUGACCAUUUUUGGGCUCCAGACAACUUCCCCAUAUCAAAAAUACCCAUAUUGCAUGGUAUUAGAGGCUAAAGUCCUAUAAAACAGCCGCCAUCUUGAAUUUUGGUCCGCCAUCUUAGAUUUUCAGAUGACCAUUUUUGGGCUCAAGACAACUUCCCCAUAUCAAAAAUACCCAUAUUGCAUGGUAUUAGAGGCUAAAGAACCAUAAAACAGCCGUCAUCUUGAAUUUUGGUCCACCAUCUUGGAUUUUCAGAUGACCAUUUUUGGGCUCCAGACAACUUCCCCAUAUCAAAAAUACCCAUAUUGCAUGGUAUUAGAGGCUAAAGUCCUAUAAAACAGCCGCCAUCUUGAAUUUUGGUCCGCCAACUUGGAUUUUCAGAUGACCAUUUUUGGGCUCCAGACAACUUCCCCAUAUCAAAAAUACCCAUAUUGCAUGGUAUUAGAGGCUAAAGAACCAUAAAACAGCCGUCAUCUUGAAUUUUGGUCCACCAUCUUGGAUUUUCAGAUGACCAUUUUUGGGCUCCAGACAACUUCCCCAUAUCAAAAAUACCCAUAUUGCAUGGUAUUAGAGGCUAAAGUCCUAUAAAACAGCCGCCAUCUUGAAUUUUGGUCCGCCAUCUUGGAUUUUCAGAUGACCAUUUUUGGGCUCCAGACAACUUCCCCAUAUCAAAUAUUCCCAAAUUGCAUGGUAUUAGAGGCUAAAGUCCUAUAAAACAGCCGCCAUCUUGAAUUUUGGUCCGCCAUCUUGGAUUUUCAGAUGACCAUUUUUGGGCUCCAGGCAACUUCCCCUUAUCAAAAAUACCCAUAUUGCAUGGUAUUAGAGGCUAAAGUCCUAUAAAACAGCCGCCAUCUUGAAUUUUGGUCCGCCAUCGAUCGAUUUUCAGAUGACCAUUUGUGGGCUCCAGACAACUUCCCCAUAUCAAAAAUACCCAUAUUGCAUGGUAUUAGAGGCUAAAGUCCUAUAAAACAGCCGCCAUCUUGAAUUUUGGUCCGCCAUCUUGGAUUUUAAGAUAACCAUUUUUGGGCUCCAGACAACUUCCCCAUAUCAAAAAUACCCACAUUGCAUGGUAUUAGAGGCUAAAGAACCAUAAAACAGCCGCCAUCUUGAAUUUUGGUCCGCCAUCUUGGAUUUUCAGAUGACCAUUUUUGGGCUCCAGGCAACUUCCCCUUAUCAAAAAUACCCAUAUUGCAUGGUAUUAGAGGCUAAAGUCCUAUAAAACAGCCGCCAUCUUGAAUUUUGGUCCGCCAUCUUGGAUUUUCAGAUGACCAUUUUUGGGCUCCAGACAACUUCCCCAUAUCAAAAAUACCCAUAUUGCAUGGUAUUAGAGGCUAAAGUCCUAUAAAACAGCCGCCAUCUUGAAUUUUGGUCCGCCAUCUUGGAUUUUCAGAUGACCAUUUUUGGGCUCCAGACAACUUCCCCAUAUCAAAUAUACCCAAAUUGCAUGGUUUUAGAGGCAUACCCUAAACAGAACGCUGCCAUCUUGACUCUUCUUUUUCGGCAUCACUGCUCAAAAUUCUCUAGCCCCGUAUUGAACCGUAAACCCGUGUGCCGAGAAAACCUGGUUCAGUAUUAAGAUUUUGAACCGAAACCGCGGUUGAGAUUUCGUUUACCAAAACCAAAACUCAUUUACACGAGUGAAUGGUAAACCAACGAGCAGUUGUGUUUUGGAAACCAAACUCUGGUUGAGGUUGAGAUUUCGUUUACCGGUAAACGAAAACCUCAACCAAAACCGGUGUGCACGACUCGUCAACACGUGUUGAGUAUUGGUAUACAAAACCGUCACACGGGCGCACCGGUUCGGUUUUUUUCCCCAUGUCUGAGCAUUAAGCUGCUAGUACACAGGGUCAAAUAUUUGUCCAAAAAGAAACCAAUGCUCAAACAUCUUGUUUGACUCGAUCGAAUUUUCAUUAGUGUCAAACUGAUGUUGUUUCUUGAGUUCUUUCCUUGUCAAAUAUUUGACCCUGUGUACUACUGGCCUUAGAAAGAACAAAAAUGAAGGAGCUAACAAAGAAAAUCUUUGAAACAAUGAUCGAGUCGGAGUACGAAGAGGACAGCGAUUCCGACUGGGACAGCGACGACAGCUCCUUGACACCUUCAGUCUUUUACGGUUUUAGCGAUGAGGAGAGCUUGUUCGUUGGCACAGGAGAAAACGAGGAGUUUUAGCGUAAAACCUAAAAUGGUUUUACAUUCACAUUUAUUAGAUAAUGUGGAUUAAGGUAAGUUAUUCUGAUUUUAACUUUACACGCAGAAAAAUAAAUUGUAAACACAAUUAAAUUCUAGUUCAAAUCAACCGAUUUUUCAGUUUACUAUAGCGACAAACUGAUUUCUAGUUUAAACUGAACUGUCCUAUUUUUUGAUAAUACAAAUAUUUUCGUUUGUCGAAAUUGUUGACAGUUUGUUAAAACAGAGAUUUGGUAUUUUAAACAUGAAAUAAUAGAUUGAUUCAAACGACUGCACUUUUGCCACUAACAAACCCGGAAUGUUAUUGUGUUGGUGACGGCAGCAGCUGCGGUAGCUCGGAAAUCUAUUUUUAGACCGUCGGUAAGCGGAUGGGGAGGAGAACGACUAAUGUCGAAUUCGUUUAUUCCCGACGGUGCACUGCACCGGUGUAGCAAUUGACACCGGAAAAACGAACGGUUUCGGUGCAAUUCGUUGACAGCUUAUGAUGGUAUUAGUAAGAGCGCGGGAGAGCGUCAAUGAAAACAAUAAAGGAUAUCAAAAAUAAACAUAAUCAAUGUUUUCAUGAUUUUCGUGAUGAAUAAAAUUAUUUUUUAUUUUUUUACUUUCUAUAUCCAAUUAAACAAUUUUAAAAGUUUUCAGUAAUCCACUAGUACUACAUGAUGAACUUGUAAUAAUAAAUGUUACUUGAAAAUUGUUAUCCAAUGUUUUAACACUCCUACAUUAUUUAUCUUCUUCAAAUUCUCGUAAUAUCAUAAUUUUUCAAUUAAAAACAACUUUUUAGAAUUUAACAAUUUCCGUUGCCUAAUAAAAAAGGAUGCUAACAUACUGUUGUGUAUGAGAUCAUUCCAUUUAUACCAGUUCUUUUGUAACAGUGUAUUUUUAAGUCUUGAGAAAAUAGAACAGUCAGUUCGUCAUGCUGGGCAAACGCCUCCAGCAGAGAAUUUAUCGUUCAUUAGAAAAAUCGCGGAUAUAAUAAAUGUAAUAUCGGUUAAAGUAAAUCGCGUCGUAUUAUUCCUCCCGGGAAACUCCCACAUACACGACAAAUUUGGUGUCAGAAGUGGGAUCGUCGGAUUCUCGCCGCGGACGGAAAUCGAAGUUUCGCGUCCGUCGAAAUCGCGUUCGUCUUCCCGAAUUUCAAAAUGGCGCACGAAAAUAGUGAACUGCUGGGACAGCUCUCAGCAAUGAUUGCGGAGGCACUCAGGACGUCCAUUGGAAGUGCCAUCCAGCAAGUGCAAACCUCCCAAAAUGCAGCCGGGGGAGCUGUUACCGCCGCACCGAAAAUUCCCGUUUUCUCGAUGUCCGAGUACCGCCUAACUGAAGGAACCUCCGUCGCCGAUUAUUUCAAUCGGUUCAAAUGGGCCUUGGAACUGAGCCAGAUACCCCAGGCUCAGUACGGAAACUACGCCAGAGUUCACAUGGGUGCGGAGCUGAACAACGCUCUGAAGUUUUUGGUGAGCCCUCAAGAUCCGGCAACGAUAGAUUUCGAUGACCUGCAAACUACCCUGAUCGAUCACUUCGACCGGAAGAAAAACAAAUACGUUGAGAGCAUCAAAUUCAGACAGAUCGUUCAACAGAAAGGUGAAUCGGUUGCUCAAUUUGUUCUUCGUUUGAGACAGGGUGCUGCAGGUUGUGAAUAUGAAGACUUCCUCGACCGAAUGUUGACCGAACAACUCCUGCAUGGCCUGGAAGCUUGUGAUAUGUGCGAUGAGAUCAUAGCAAAGAAGCCAGCAACUUUCCAGGAAGCGUAUGAGAUCGCCUACACUCUCGAAGCGACCCGCAACACGGCGCGGGAGGUUAAUACAGGUGCGCCGUCCCUAAUAGCCGAGGAGACCAACAAGCUGGGGUAUGAAAGCACGAAGACAAGGAAGAAGUCAAUCUUCAAUCAACGAAGCAACAACCAAGAAACCGGGGCCUGCAAAGGAUGCGGAGGCCAACAUCUACGAAGCCAGUGCCGUUUUCGUGAUGUGAGAUGCCACAACUGCAACAUCAAGGGCCACAUUGCGAAAGUAUGCCGAUCGAGGAGAGCAUCUGGUCAAGACACAUCGGCAGACCAGGUGGAAUCACAGGAGUUGCCACCAUCGGAAAUCGACGUCGUACAGUCGCUGAGCCAAGUUCACGAUAUAGCGUCCACCGGUAAGAAAAUGAUUGAUGUCGAAAUUGACGGUCAUGGCCUACGCAUGGAGCUGGAUACCGGAGCACCCUGCGGUAUUAUCGCUGAAUCCAAACUGAGAGGCAUCAAACCAAAGUACUCGCUGCUAAGAACGGACAGGAAAUUUUCAAGCUACACCGGACACCCUAUCAAUUGCCUAGGACGCCUUCCUGUGAACGUAACCGUCGGAACGACAAACCGCCGGUUGAAUCUAUACGUGGUAGCCGGAGAGUCAGAUUCACUCUUUGGUCGUGAGUGGAUUUCCCAAUUCGUGGAGCAAAUCAACCUGAAUCGGCUGUUUUCCGAGCCGAUCAAUUUAAUUAACAGCUCGGAACUGACAGCGGACCAAACUACCCGCCUUUCGAGCCUGUUAGACGGCUUUGCAGAUGUGUUCAGCGAUGUUCCAGGUAAGUUAGUGGGACCUCCUGCCAAGGUCCAUCUGAAAUCCGACGUAUCUCCUGUGUUCGUCAAAGCCCGGGAUGUGCCACACGCUCUACGUGAGCGAUAUGCAGCUGAGAUAGACAAGAAACUGGCAUCUGGAUUCUUCGAGAAGGUGGAUUACUCCAAGUGGUCAUCCCAGACUCACAUCGUAGUGAAGAAAAAUGGAGACUUGCGAAUCACCGGAAACUACAAACCCACUGUCAACCCGAGAAUGAUAGUGGACGAGCAUCCCAUACCAAAAAUCGAAACUAUUUUCAACAAGAUGAACGGAGCUACAGUUUUCUGCCAUCUCGACGUAACCGACGCCUAUACCCAUCUGCCAAUCGAUGAGGAGUUCAGCCACAUACUGACGCUGAACACAGCGACGCACGGACUAAUUCGUCCAACUCGUGCAGUAUAUGGAGCGGCAAACAUUCCAGCAAUCUGGCAGCGGCGUAUGGAGUCGAUUCUCCAAGGGUUGGACAACGUUGUCGUCAGCUUCUACGAUGAUAUCAUCGUGUUCGCAAAAGAUUUCGUCAGCCUUCUCCAAGCGCUAACGGUCACACUGGACAGGCUGAGACUUCACGGACUGCGACUAAACCGAUCGAAAUGCGUGUUCGCCGCGUCAUCCCUGGAUUGCUUGGGUCACAAGAUAGAUCGCCACGGAUUGCACAAAUCAGAUAAGCACGUAGAAGCCAUCCGAGAUGCACCUCGACCAACGACACCGGAGGAACUGCAACUUUUCUUAGGUAAGGCAACUUAUUACAAUGCUUUCAUUCCGAACCUCUCUGAAAGGGCAAGAAGCCUACGCGACAUGCUUCUUGCUGACGCAUUCGAAUGGACACCCCAGGCCUCCAAGGCCUACCUGGACUUGAAGGAAGUAUUGACGUCACCCCAGGUACUGAUGCAAUAUGAUCCGUCUCUACCGCUGGUCCUAGCAACGGAUGCGAGCAAAACGGGUCUAGGUGCCGUAUUAUCACACCGGUUGAGUAACGGGUUGGAGCGACCAAUUGCAUAUGCCAGCACAACCAUGUCAAGUACGGAACAACGUUACCCCCAAAUAGACAAGGAAGCACUCGCGAUAGUGUGGGCGGUAAAGAAAUUCUUCCACUACUUGUAUGCCAGGAAGUUUACGCUGAUCACAGAUCACAAGCCGCUGUCACAGAUCCUGCACCCAGAGAAGUCACUUCCGGCAUUGUGUAUUAGUCGGAUGGCAAAUUAUGCGGAUUACCUGGCGCAUUUUGACUUCGAUAUAGUGUACAAGCCGACAAAGCAACAUACGAACGCCGAUUAUUGUUCCCGUAUACCGACCAGAGAGACAUCCGGAAUCAACUCCCUGAAAGCGCAGGAAGGAGGAAAUGUGGAUGAUUUCGAAGGUUUUGCUCUACAUCAAAUUCAGCAGCUUCCUGUACGAGCAGAACACAUUGCCCGAGAAACGCGCAAAGAUGGUCACCUUGGAAAACUCGUUCAACUUCUAGAAACAGGUCGCGAUCUCUCCCAAUGCGGCUAUAAAUCCCCGGAAGACAAAUACACCCUAGCAGCAAAUUGUCUUCACUUCGAGCACAGAGUAGUAAUUCCGCUUUCGCUUAGGCAGCCGAUAUUGAACGACCUGCAUGUUGCACAUCUGGGAGUGGUAAAAAUGAAGAGUCUGGCUCGAUCCUUCGUAUAUUGGCCAGGCAUCGAUUCCGACAUCGAACGGGCAGUGAGAUCAUGUAGCGAGUGCGCACGACAUGCACCCGCGCCGCCAACGUUCAGCAGACACCAUUGGGAGUACCCAAAAGGACCGUGGGAGCGUAUUCAUAUUGAUUACGCGGGCCCAGUGGCGGACACGAUGCUGCUGAUAAUCGUCGAUGCUUACAGCAAGUGGGUAGAAGUCAAGGUCACUUCGUCAACAACGACAGCCGCUACGAUCACUAUCCUCGAUGAACUUUUUGCUGCUUACGGUGCACCUACGACGCUGGUAUCGGACAACGGUCCACAGUUUACCGCUUCCGAGUUCAAGCAGUUCCUUCAGAUGAGCGGCGUUAAAUUCCUCAAGCUUUCUGCUCCCUACCAUCCGGCCACCAACGGCCAGGCUGAGCGGUACGUUCGAACGGUGAAACAAGCUCUCAAAUCCAUGGGCAUCACGAAAAAUACGCUGAAAGCCGAUAUCAACGAGUUUCUUCGCCAGUACCGAAAAGCUACUCAUUCGGAAACCGCUGAAUCCCCAGCAAAGCUUUUCCUUGGGCGCAACAUCCGGACGCGGCUGGACUUGGUGAGACCAUUGGACGCAAGCAAGAGAAUCACGGAGAAGCAAAAAUCAAAUUUCGACUCGACGUUCCGGUGCUUCAAUCCAGGACAGAAUGUAUACUUUCUUUCAGGAAAUGGACGCAUGGAUAAGUGGAUUCCCGGUACGGUUACCGAACAGCUGGGAGAUUUGCACUACAGAAUCGAUUACAACGGAAAACUCGUAAAACGUCACGUAGACCAAAUUCAACGUUUACUCGGCGACGACCAAAACAACAAACCACCCACACCGUCGGUAUGGUCGGCGCCGUCGGCGUCGGCACCGCUCGUUUCUCAAAAUGGAUCAACGUCAGAUGAACAAAAAGGUAUGCUGAGUCGACGGGUGCGUUACUAUGAGGAUGCGAUGACGUCACAAAAUCAACCGCCAGACGCUGCUGACCGAAAUGAAUUUUCAGUUGCGUCAGGAUCGCCGGAGGCACACUUUUCAACACCGUGUGGCACUCCGGAACAUCCAAGGGAGAAGCCCAACCAACAAAGAGACCAGCCAGCACUGCGACGUUCGGAAAGACAACGUCGUCCGCCUUUAAAGUUUUCUCCAUAGAGGGGAAGAAAUGUUGUGUAUGAGAUCAUUCCAUUUAUACCAGUUCUUUUGUAACAGUGUAUUUUUAAGUCUUGAGAAAAUAGAACCACAGACAAACAGACGUCUCACUCUACUCACUUCUCAUCGUUUCCCUUUUUAACGGAUUAUUUAAAUAUUCCGUAGUUCGCAAAUCGCUCGCUCAUGGCGCUCACAUCGCUUUUGCUCCUGUUUGACGUUUGCUCACUACCGCCAUCUACUCAGUGGGUUUGCGUACCACAGCAUAAUUAGCAUUGGGCGAUUGGGUUUGCGUGACGAUGGUUUUUAUCGCAUUUUGUUCCAAGUGAUACGUCUGUUUGUCUGUGAUAGAACAGUCAGUUCGUCAUGCUGGGUAAACGCCUCCAGCAGAGAAUUUAUCGUUCAUUAGAAAAAUCGCGGAUAUAAUAAAUGUAAUAUCGGUUAAAGUAAAUCGCGUCGUAUUAUUCCUCCCGGGAAACUCCCACAUACACGACACAUACAAUUGUAAACGAUCUACGUGCCCAAAUUUAACAAAAAAUGUUAAAGGCAGUUCAAUAGAAAACGUUUAGCUACAACCUAAAAAGAAAAAUUAAUAAAUGCUUUUCAAAACAUAACGUUAUUGAAAAGCAACUCAUAUUAAAAACGCUUUAACCAUCCUUCAGUGACAUUUGUUUGACUUUCAAUGUAAUUCAAAAAUCCAAUAUUUGUUGUCAGAAAAAAAUAGAAUUUACGGUUUUUGAAACUGUUUGUACCUACAAAAUGUUACUUCAGUAAUAUUUCAGUCCAAUUUGAAUGAAUAGAUUUUUAUUCUAUUCUGGGCUUAUCAAAACUUUAUUACGUCAAUUUUUUUCAUAAUAUAGAGCACCAUGCGACAGAAAAUUCUAAUGAUUAAAAUCAUUAAAAGUAAUCCACAUAUUUGCGAUAACCCAAAAAAAUAGUAAUGGGGAAAAUAUACGUUGAAUCAACACUUCGAAAUUUCAUGUUACCGAUAAAUUUUGAAGAUUCCUCAGAAGUUGAUUGAAAGACGUGAUAAUCAUCGAUCAAGUUUAAAUAAUUUUUAAACGCACAGAUUUGCCGUUAAAUGAAUAUCCAAGAAAACUGUUUACCUAAUGCGCAAGAGAAAAUCAUCAUUCCUACCAAAACAAAACCACGAUACAAGUUCAGCGAUAUGCAUGUAUUGGUAAAACUAGCUUUGUACCUGCUACACCGCGCUCAAACUGGGUGUAGCAUUUUCUUGCACCGGUGCCAAUCGGGUGUCAAAACAGAACAGUAGGGAAUCGCGCUACUUGGGCGGUGGCUUCUAUAUUCGUCUGUUUUCCACUAUAACUCAGUCAAUCUUGAACCAAUUGACACAAUUCUUGGAAUGCGGUCAGAUAGGUAUAGUAUCUACCCGUGUACAAAAUUUCAAGUCAAUCGGUUCAAAAUUGACCGAGUUACAGUGGAAAACAGACGAAAAUAACAGACGAAGAAAACCACCGCCCAAGUAGCGCGAUACCCUACCUGCGAAUAAACGAACGGUUUCGGUGCAAGUUUGCUACACCCGGUGGCAAAGCGGUGCAGGCGGUGCAAAUAAACGAAUUCGACAUAAAAAAAGUCAAAAAAGUCGAAACCGAUCAACUUUUUGUGGAUGCUGUCGUGAGUACCUGCGCGUUAUCCAUCAUGACCAAAGCUGCACUUGGAAGUUGGCGUGAUGGAUUUGCUGCACCUUCUUCGUUGUGGCGAUGUUGGGGUAAGCAUUUUAUAGAUGUGUGAGUGCUUUCGGACCAUGUUUAUGGUUUUUAUUUUGUUGAAACAAAUGAAAUUUUUGACAUUAUAUGAAAUGAUGGUAAUCGGUUGUUUUCAUCGAUAAACUCUAAUUGAAAACAAUUAAAUAUAACUUUGGAAUAAGUAAAUUCUCAGUUUGAAAAUCAACCAUGCGUUUUAUUGUUUUAAACAAGCGCCAUUUUUCUGCGUGUAUAUUUUAUAUUUAUAGUCUUCCAUAUCUUGCUGUCCUAGCAUACAUACAGUAACACUCCUAAAAGCUGAUUAAUCGAGGUUCAAUUUAUUUGGGGACCAACACAGGUCUGAGAUCUUGGUCUGCUGGCAUCACCAGAAUAAUUUGGGUCUAUGUAAUGCAUAAGUAUGUGUAGAACCUCGGGGUGUGAUGUAACACUGUUCUACUGUCAGCUAUGGUUUGGUUUUAAUGAAUGCUUAUCUGAGUAUCGCGGACUGACUCAAUAUGCUCUCUCUGCGGGAGCCAAACAUUGGGAGCCAAACAUUGAAGAUAGAGGUUAUGUUAAACCUUGUUGUACCUGUGUGCUUGAUUGAAGAGUAUUGUUAUCUAGGUGCUGCGGAUAUAAUCAAAACUGUAGUCACGAUAUCUCCAUUUGCCGCUGUCAAUCCGUUGGAAAGCGAGGAGAAGGAUAAACAUUGUUUUGAACCCUUUUCAGCUAAUUUUGUAAUAACUAUCCAUCAAAAUUUCCAUCGCGAAUGGAAAAUAAUAAACUUUGCACACGAAAACAAAACUGGAAUAAUGGUGGAUUGAUCAUGUUUACCAUUUCCGAACAGCGUCGCGACGGCAUGUUUGACAACUGCGCUGAGAGAGGUGUUUGCAAGAAAAUUGAACGCUCGUGCGUGUUUACAAGCUGUGUGCCGGGAGUGUGUUGGUGUGUGUUAGCUAGCUUGAAAAAUAAAACCGUUUCUAUUCGCAGCACCUAGAUGCUUAUGAGUUCUGAACGAAGGCGCUGUAGACUUGAUCCCUUGAAAAUCUCACAUUAUCAACAGGCUAUUGACUAAUGACUAUUUGGACGUGAUUUGUGUAUGAAAAGACAGACCUUUUAAGUAGUAAGAGUGAGAGUGGAGUGUGACAUGGUUUUUAUAGACACGAAUGAGAGAAUAACUGAUCGAUUUGACUGUGCAAUUAAUGCCAAAAUUUAAGAUUACGAAGGAUUGUAGAUAAGGCUGCGCAUUAGGAUAGACAAAGUGAUUUUGUAUUUUACAUCAUUGGGAGCCCAUGACAUGUUGUCUACCAAUGGGGAUAGCGCCAGUGCUGUAGGUGGCUACCAACAUAGGUGCUAUCGUAGCAAGGGUUGUUGUUUUCAUUUGGUAUUUGACGGGUCUCAAUUUGAUUAAACAUAUUACUUAAUAUUUCUUUGAAGAAGCAUAAGUACAGUUCUCAACAUAGACAGCAUUUUGUGCCAUGUUUUUUCCAAGAAAUUAUUCGCUAUUAAACAUGGACAUUCCUGGUGCCUCAGAUCGUAGAUGAAGAGUUCUUUUGAAAACAACAUAAACUUGACAUGAAUUAGGGUUCACAUGACUAAGGACAGAUAUAGCAACGGAAGGGAAAAUGCAAAAUUUGAUUAGAACUACUUAGACACAAUGUAAAAACUAGUGUUAAAACGGGCAACAUAGCCUAUUCCGUCUAAACAUUGGUCUAUGUAGAGAUGAAAUUUGAAUAACGGGUUCAGCCUUGACAAAUAAGCUGUCACGCAGCUCCAACUGAAAACCCAUAUUGUCGUCGCGGUUGAAACCCGAAGUUUCCCCACACUCAGAAAUAAAAGUAUACACCGAAUUACUAUUAUUUAUGCAUUUUGUAUCCGCAUCUCUCUCACUCCCUUUCUAUUUCCAUGCUAUCUGCCGUUUAGCCUGGGUUGAAGAGAAGUGUUUCGUCAACCCAGGCGAAGUGCACACCCGACAAUCGAAUUUUCUCAAAAUCCAUACGUGAAACCUAACGUCGGACGUAGUGCGCUGGACAGCGGACCUGACCCUCUAUCCAGCGCACUGUGCCCGACGUACGUCCGACACACGGUUUAGGAGAAAAAUCGAUUUUCGCGUGUCAAAAAUUCCGAUUUUCAACUGCACGAACAAUAAAAAAAUAUAUCUCAACAAUG